Penicillium lagena is the source of this 291-nucleotide messenger RNA. RefSeq lists its product as uncharacterized. The transcript is spliced from 2 exons. Lineage: Eukaryota; Fungi; Ascomycota; Eurotiomycetes; Eurotiales; Aspergillaceae. The record is from RefSeq and is a predicted model, not a curated record. Bases 1 to 291 code for a protein of 96 amino acids.
AUGGGGCAGAACAUCGUGAAAGACGUCAAAAAGGGACUGUACCCGGCGCUUAGGGAGUUCAGGGUCCUCGCGAUCGAUGUCACCAAGCCCAUUAAACUUCCCUGGUUUCUUGAUGACUUGGACGAUGACCUUGAGGAUGACCUUGACCUCGACGAUGAAUAUGGCUUGUAUGGACCUGGGGCACCCGGGGGACGGCGGGGGCCCCGGAUGCCAGAGCUUUUCGAUUUGGAUAUGCAGCGCGCUUUGCAGGAUCCGGACUUUGCGCACCUUCGUCCGCAUGCCGAGCGAUGA